CUUUAUUUGCAGACAGCCAAGACGAUCUUGGUCACGCUUGACUCAUUGUUGCGCUCAGAACGGAGGCCAGCUCGCCACGAUGGCAGCGAGACGCGUCCUUUGCAACCCCGACUUGGUAGUGCUGCUCUGGGCCUUCCAGCCCGGGCUCCCUCGUGAUCUCUACGACCUCGUGGCCGAGUGCCGAGCGAUCGCGACGUGCCGCAGCUACGACGACGCGCUGUAUUACCUCUUGCCAGCCCGAUAUGAACGAUCCCUCGCAUCGCUAAAGGUGCAAAUCGCUGACGCCAGCAAACUUGAGCUCGAGCUCGAGGGCGAUGUCGACGUGAGCCAGAAGCAUCUCGUGUCGGCGAGCGCUCUCUUCCUCUGCGAAGCUGCGCCGGCGGCCAUGCUCGCCAUGCAUCUCUUGGUCCUCACGCUGGACCUCGAGCGUUUACACCGAUGGCUGCGCUUCCAGUCGCCACCAAAUGUAGUACUCUCGUCCAACACACUCGACUUUGCGGCACGUUGUGGACGCAUCGAGGUGCUCGAGUACCUUCUCAUCAUCGCUAGUCCCAUGCGAUGCUCGUCCAGGGGCUACGACGCUGCAGCCAAGUACGGCUGUCUCCCCAUCGUCGAUCGUCUCGAGAGACUUGGUGUUCCUUGCACCGAAGCGGCUAUCGACGGCGCUGCGCUUCACGGACAUUUGGCCGUCGUCGCCUACUUGCAUGGGCGCGGAAAGCCGUGCACGACGCUGGCCAUGAGCGGCGCAGCAGCCAAAGGCCACCUCGAGGUCGUUCGCUAUCUCCAUGUCCAUCGACACGAAGGCUGCACAUCGUGGGCCAUGAUCGGUGCCGUCACAGGCGGCUUUGAGCGCACCAUUGCGUUCCUCCAAGGGCACCGGCCGGAGUGCGCUCCGACGCUUCGCCCUCCAUCCCGCCCACGCGCCACCGCAUCUAGUAGCUCGCGCGCUCGACCACUCUCGGCGGUCGACGCUGAGCUGCUGGCCUACCUGUGCCCGUCGGCUGCGUCGACGGCUCAACAAUGUUAAAUAAGAGUUGCGUGUGUUUAGUUUGAC
This is a messenger RNA of Saprolegnia diclina VS20, 1054 nucleotides long. RefSeq lists its product as hypothetical. The transcript has a single exon. The record is from RefSeq and is a predicted model, not a curated record. The coding region runs from base 80 to 1027 and encodes 315 amino acids. Lineage: Eukaryota; Oomycota; Saprolegniomycetes; Saprolegniales; Saprolegniaceae.